Molecule: messenger RNA, 198 nt
Organism: Penicillium longicatenatum
Lineage: Eukaryota; Fungi; Ascomycota; Eurotiomycetes; Eurotiales; Aspergillaceae
Exons: 2
Coding region: 1-198 (65 amino acids)
Source: RefSeq, a predicted model, not a curated record
AUGCAGGAUGCAGGAAACCUCUUUGACAACAGGAAAAGCGAGAACGAGACUCGGGAGAAUAAACCCAAUGAAACCAGCGACAAGUCUGACCCGAGCAUCUGCUGCGUGCAGGGCCCUGGUCCUGGACCUUUGCUGCUGUGUGCCCCGCUGGGUCCGAAGUGGAUUCCAAAGUGGAGCCACCGACCUCCGUAUAUGUAG